Arachis duranensis is the source of this 1763-nucleotide messenger RNA. Its product is annotated as putative UPF0481 protein At3g02645. The transcript is spliced from 2 exons. NCBI's taxonomy places the organism in Eukaryota, Viridiplantae, Streptophyta, Magnoliopsida, Fabales, Fabaceae. The coding region runs from base 299 to 1675 and encodes 458 amino acids. The record is from RefSeq and is a predicted model, not a curated record.
UAUCUUCUUUGAUUCGCAUAGCUACUCCCUCUCACUCGCAACUCUUCUUUGCAACUAAAAACAUAUAUAGAAUUUCACAUAAAGCUUGAUAAUUUUAAAGUGGCAUAUGCAGUCUUCACUUGAGUCAUCACUCAUCAACCAACAUAAAAGAAGAGACAUAACACUAAGGAAACAAGGUCAGACACUGAUGAGUGAGUGGGGUGGUCACUACUAAAGAGCUCAUCACCUGAAACUUUGAUUUCUUCCCACAAAACAGCUGUGCUAUAUAAGGACGUGAAGUUUGGUUGGUUGGAGAAACAUGGCCACUGCUGCUACUACUGCUCAUUCAACAUUAAUUCCACCACUUGACAUGUUGGAACACGUGAUCGAUUUCGAUGUUAAAGACCUUGAAGACUCGACUCUAUUUGGUAAUCACAUGAUAUACACCGUUCCUUCCAAACUUAGGAAGAUGGAUGAAGAAGCUUUCACCCCUCAAUUCAUCUCAAUAGGACCCAUUCACUUCGGCAAAAAAGAGCUGAACGAAAUGCAACAGCUAAAGUAUAUGUACUUCAAGUUCUUCUGUUCGCGUAUCUUAAACGAGGAAGCCAUUACCAUCAUGAAGUUAUACAAAGGUUUCCUUGAAAGCCGUGUAAAAAGAAUAAGAGAGUGUUAUGCGCAUAAGUUUCCAGCAGAGACAAGCAACGAGAAAUUAGUGGAAAUAGUGCUGCUAGAUGCUGUGUUCAUCGUGGAGCACCUACUGAGGGAGAGGGAAUAUAUUCAUCAAUAUAUGUUAACCAACUAUGUUAGAAAAGGUAUCCAGAGGGACUUAUUACUUCUUGAGAAUCAGCUUCCAUUGUAUGUGUUGGAGGAACUCUAUAAUUAUGCUAAAGCCUCAGCCAGCAGAGAUUUACCUUGUUAUGAAUUUCGUGAACUUACCCACCAUUACUUCGAAUCUCUUGGUCUCUACGCGGAAUAUUCAGAAAGUGACUAUAAGGCAGUUCAUUUCCUGGAUUUUGUUUGGAGAAGCUGUGCUCCCGAUAAGAAGUUUCUGCACAAAGAAUUGUAUGCAAAGCAUGCAAUUUUGCAAGUGAACGCAAGCAAGUUGUAUGAGGGUGGGGUAAGUUUUAAGUGCGUUGAUGAUAGAUGCCUGAUUGACGUAACAUUCGGGACGAUGCGGCCAUUCAACGGCAAUUUACUUUGCUUGGGUUGCUUGCCAUCAUCAUGCUUGGAGAAUUUCAAAGCUCUAUUGAUGCUCCCGCCGUUGAAAGUUGAUAAUGCAACAGUAACUGUUCUGAAGAAUUUAAUGGCGUAUGAGCAAAAUCAUUAUCCGGAUAAACCUUUCAUCAUCGGCUACGUGUCUCUGUGGUGCUCGCUCGUUCACACCAAAGAAGAUGUAGAGUUGCUGGUGGAGAAAGAAUGCAUUAUCCGAGAACAGGUGAGUGAUAAGGAAGUGGUGAAUCUGGUGAAGGACCUUUCUAAGCAUGUCAUUUCCAGUAAGACGUGCUACCAUAAAGUCAUAAGAGAACUCACACUCCACACCAAGAGUGGCUGGAAAAAGGCCAUGGAAACAGUCAGGAGAGUGUAUUUCCGUGACACUUGGAGAGGCAGUUCCACCAUUGUCGGCAUUUUUGUCCUUAUCUUCACCGUCGUCAGCUUCUAUCGGAAUAUUCAUGCUUUAGUUUCUAAAGAAAACUAAUUGAGCUUCCUUUUAAUUUCUUUUCAGAACCAUCACUUUUGAUCAAAACUUAGCUAUCAUUUAGCCAUCAGAAUAUUUUUAUACCAUC